AUGUACUUCCCUAAGUCCGCCAUCGUCUUCUCCUUCUUGGCUCUGACCAACAUCGCUGCUGCUGCGUCGACUCCCGCUUGUCUCCUCUCCGCUGUGGGUACCACUCUUUCGAACCCUGCGGACUUCAACGAAGCCUGUGUGAAGAACUCCGACAAGUUGCAGAAGCAGAUCGCGAACACUUGCAGCGAUGAUGACCUGCAGGAUGCCCUGAACUACUACUCCAAGACUUGCGCUCAGGCAGGCCACAAAGUCGAUGUCAACAUCUCGUCUUCUUCUUCUUCCUCUCCUACUGGCACUUCCAGUGCGGGUUCCAAGUCGACUGGCUUCACCACUGCUACUGCAGUUACCUCUUCCAAGUCUACUAGCUCCGGCUCCCAAACUGGCUCUAGCUCUGCUUCCGCCGCUUCGUCUACCCAGACUCCCAACUCUGGUUCUUCUGACCGUCACGUGUCGGCAGCUGCCUUUGCGGCGGUCGUUUUCGUUGGAUUUGCUGCGACGCUGUGA
Molecule: messenger RNA, 504 nt
Organism: Aspergillus terreus NIH2624
Lineage: Eukaryota; Fungi; Ascomycota; Eurotiomycetes; Eurotiales; Aspergillaceae
Product: putative GPI anchored cell wall protein
Exons: 3
Coding region: 1-504 (167 amino acids)
Source: RefSeq, a predicted model, not a curated record